Molecule: messenger RNA, 192 nt
Organism: Puccinia triticina
Lineage: Eukaryota; Fungi; Basidiomycota; Pucciniomycetes; Pucciniales; Pucciniaceae
Exons: 1
Coding region: 1-192 (63 amino acids)
Source: RefSeq, a predicted model, not a curated record
AUGGAUUCAUUGGCCACCUUGCCUCCCCCUUUACGCUUCCCUGGUGACCCCUUGUCUCCAGAUGCCUCAAUCCCUUCCCAGAGCGGCCCCCACAGGUCCCACAUGAAGAAAAACGCCGGUGGAGGGAUUCAAUCCCCAGUGAUGUUGUCCAGUCUGUCAAAAGCCUCUUGUAGUAGCACUUCCACAUCUUGA